Pyrgilauda ruficollis (rufous-necked snowfinch) is the source of this 20379-nucleotide messenger RNA. It is a transcript of the gene GUCY1A2, whose product is annotated as guanylate cyclase 1 soluble subunit alpha 2. The record is from RefSeq and is a predicted model, not a curated record. Gene Ontology annotation, molecular function: guanylate cyclase activity; heme binding. Gene Ontology annotation, cellular component: guanylate cyclase complex, soluble. Gene Ontology annotation, biological process: cGMP biosynthetic process; response to oxygen levels. Bases 63 to 2213 code for a protein of 716 amino acids. NCBI's taxonomy places the organism in Eukaryota, Metazoa, Chordata, Aves, Passeriformes, Passeridae. The transcript has 8 exons.
GCCGCGGCUGCCCGCCGCCCCGCGCUGAGCCCGCUGCCGCCCCGCGCCCGGCCCGCGGCACCAUGUCCCGCCGCAAGAUCUCGUCGGAGUCCUUCAGCUCGCUGGGCUCGGACUGCCCGGAGACGAGCCCCGAGGAGGAGGGCGAGUGUCCCCUGUCCCGCCUCUGCUGGAACGGCAGCCGCAGCCCCCCCGGCCCCGCUGACAUCCCCUUCGCCGCCGCCGCCGCGGCCAGCGCCGGGGCGCGCCGCGCUCCGCGCCGCCGGCGGGUCAACCUGGACUCGCUGGGCGAGAGCAUCCGCCGCCUGACGGCCCCCGCGCCUCAGACCAUUCGGCAGACUCUUCAAAAGACGCUGCAGUAUUUUGAGCAUCAAGUCAUUGGUUACAGAGAUGCAGAGAAGAAUUUUCACAAUAUUUCAAACAGAUGCUCCUAUACAGACUGCUCUGGCAAUGAAGAAACUGAAGAUGUCUCAGGAAUUCUCCAGUGUACGGCUAAUGUGCUUGGUCUGAAGUUUGAGGAAAUGCAAGAAAAGUUUGGGGAGGAAUUCUUCAAUAUCUGCUUUGAAGAGAAUGAAAGAGUUCUUCGAGCUGUAGGUGGGACCCUUCAAGACUUCUUCAAUGGCUUUGAUGCUUUGCUGGAGCAUAUUAGAACUUCAUUUGGAAGACAGGCCACCCUGGAAUCUCCUUCUUUCCUAUGCAAAGAACUCCCUGAAGGCAAUCUCAUGCUUCAUUAUUUUCAUCCCCAUCAGAUUGUGGGAUUUGCAAUGACAGGAAUGAUAAAAGCAGCAGCAAAGAAGAUUUACCGCUUGGAAGUAGAAGUAGAACAGGUCACAAAUGAUAAGUUGUGUUCGGAGGGGACAAACCCAGGGAACUGCAGUUGUUUGACUUUCCUUAUCAAAGAACAUGAAAAUGCAAAUACCACAAAAGCACUUCCACCAGGAACUUCCCAGUCCCCCUUAGACCUGAGGAUUAGUAUCAGCACCUUCUGCAGAGCUUUCCCCUUUCACCUGAUGUUUGAUCCAAACAUGCUCCUUCUCCAGCUUGGAGAAGGUCUUAGGAAGCAGCUCAGAUGUGACACUCAUAAAACGCUGAAAUUCCAAGAGUGCUUUGACAUAGUCUCUCCUAAAAUCAGUGCCACAUUUGAACGAGUUCUCCUGAGGUUAUCUACACCCUUUGUCAUUCGGACCAAACUUGAGGAUUCUGAUUCUGAAAGUAAAGAUAAGGUGAUGGAAAUUAAAGGACAAAUGAUUCAUGUGCCAGAAUCAAACUCUAUAUUGUUUCUGGGUUCCCCCUGUGUGGACAAGCUGGAUGAGCUGAUGGGCCGAGGCCUCCAUCUUUCGGACAUUCCUAUCCAUGAUGCUACUCGUGAUGUCAUAUUGGUCGGGGAGCAAGCAAAGGCACAGGAUGGCUUGAAAAAACGAAUGGAUAAGCUGAAGGCAACGCUAGAAUGUACACACCAAGCCCUGGAAGAGGAGAAGAAGAAGACAGUAGAUCUCCUUAUUUCCAUUUUCCCUGAAGAGGUGGCUCAGCAGCUGUGGCAGGGGCAGCAGGUUCAGGCCAGGAAGUUUGAUGAUGUCACCAUGCUCUUCUCGGACAUUGUUGGCUUCACUGCCAUCUGUGCUCAGUGCACGCCCAUGCAGGUCAUCAGCAUGCUCAACGAGCUCUACACGCGCUUCGACCACCAGUGUGGAUUCCUUGACAUCUACAAGGUGGAAACAAUAGGUGAUGCGUACUGCGUUGCAGCAGGGCUCCAUAAGAAAAGCCUUAGUCAUGCCAAAGCCAUUGCCCUGAUGGCACUGAAGAUGAUGGAGCUUUCAGAAGAGGUUCUUACUCCAGAUGGAAGCCCGAUUAAGAUGAGGAUAGGCAUUCACUCAGGUUCGGUGCUGGCCGGCGUGGUUGGUGUGAGAAUGCCGCGCUAUUGCCUCUUUGGGAACAACGUCACCCUGGCCAGCAAGUUCGAGUCAGGAAGUCACCCACGCCGCAUCAACGUCAGUCCCACCACCUACCAGCUUUUGAAAAAGGAAGAAAAUUUUAUUUUUAUCCCUCGUUCCCGUGAAGAGCUUCCAGAAAACUUUCCAAAGGAAAUUCCUGGGAUCUGUUACUUCCUGGAGGUCAGAAGUGGUCAGAAGCCGACAAAACCUUCCAUCACGUCUGCCAGAGUGAGAAAGGUGUCUUACAACAUCGGCACCAUGUUCCUCCGGGAGACCAGCCUAUGAGGCCUGCUGCAGAUCAAAGACUUGUCAAAAAAGCACAAGCCCAGAACUGGGUCAUGACAGGGGAGUUGGAGGUUCUUUGUGUUUCACUGCCUUCUUCUGAACAGGCAGUAAAAAGCUCCAUGUAAUGUCAGGCAAUAAUCAUUUUAAAAGGUGGGUAACUGCUGUCAGUAAACAAAGUGGAGAUAGGGAAAAAAUAUUAAACAAUGUACUUCCACUUCCAGAGGAAUUUCUUUCAUAAACUUCAGUCUGGCCCCUCUAUGGCAAACAAAACAACAAAACAAAACCCCAACUCUCAAAUUAGAGGUUGGUCUUGUUUUGUGCAGAAAGGAUGAUGGUUCUCUGUAGAUUUGCACCAGCUAAGCAGAAUUGAGAGUCAGUUCUGAUUAUGCAUUCCUAUAUUUAAUGUGUUCUUCAGUAAGGUAAUGAUGUUUUUUAACUUUAUGAACAAGCAUUUCAUACAUAUACUGUAGAGCUAUUGUAACCUUCCUGGCAGGAGGAAUUAUGACUCAAUACAAAUAUUGUAGGAAUUUUACCUAUUUUUAUACAUAUUUCACUUUCUGGAUAAUUACAUUCCACAUACUGUAAGCUGAGUGAGCUUAGAUAGCUUUUCAGAAGAAGUUACUGUAUAUUUCAUACAUUCUACCUAUCAAACCUUAUUGUUAUACAAGUGGGAAGAAGGCAUUUUUUGACUUUUUUGGCAACAAAAAAAAACCAAAACAAUAUUUACAGAAUAAAACCCCCACUUUGAUAAAUCACUUUAUCUGGUUUUUAUGCUAAAGCUUUAGAUGAGCACUGUCUUCUUAUAUAAAAUAAUGUUCAGUAUUUGUCCUACAGUGUUGUAUGUCCAGUCCUUCCAGGACAAUGUAAACAAAGUGCAGAAGAUCAAUGUGUGGAUAAACAGAAAAGUUCUCUUCAAUGGGACUUGUUUUCCCUCUAAAUUAUCAGCCAAACUGAUUUUCAGUAAAAGCUCUGAACUUCUCUAAAAAUUUGGUCUUGUGAAAACUUAUUCUGAGGAAUUCCAGCAGACACUGGAAGCUCUCUGGAUGCUGGUUUUCCACAUUUUUAAUAGGACUUGUGAAAUUGUCACAAGUUUGCUUGCUGAAAAUCCAUUCUGUUUAUAAUGAUUGCUCCUUUGGAAACUUCCUCUGUUGUUGGAUUGGCUGAAGGUCCCCUGCUUUAUCUAGUUGAGAUCAAAAAAACCACCAAAAAGGGAAAGGCAGUACUUUUCCAGGUUUAAUGCAAAUGGCAGUUCAAGAUUUUUGUUAGUCCAAGACAAUUAAAAAAAAAAAAAACAACAAAAAACAAACCAAAACCAACAACAAUAAAAAAAGAUCAAAAAAGGCCAAUUCUUUGCUGUUGAAAAUUAAUACAGUAUUAUUGUCUUCAAUUAAUCCAGUUCAAGCAAGAUGUGUAUCUGGAACAUUUUCAGGCAUUGUUUAUUUCUCAGGUUUUGGUUUUUUUUUUACAAGUAGUGGUGGUCAGUUUUCCUGUGUGGGUGUGCUGCCUUUGGAUCAUACUGGGGUGGGUGAUGUUGUUGUGAGCUUGCAGAUUGUUAAUUAAAAUCUGUGCCGUGAUUCCAAAGUGGCUUAGAUGCUCGUGGGCCUUUAAUCACUUUAAUCAAAGAUAAGACUCAGCAGCAACUAGGAGGCAUAAGAUACUCUGCAUUUCUCUAAUUCAGAACAGAAAUGAGUUUGCUUAUGGAUUUAGUAGUCAUAAAAUGAGGCACCUCUUGAAAAUAAAUGAAUAACUUUCACUGCAUUUCAAGAUUGUCCAGCUGGAUCUUUCUGUGGAAGGAAUGACAGUUCUCUAUUUGUCCCCUUUGACCAGUAGCCCCUGUGAGUCUGCAUGGCACUGCUAUCCUGUGCUGAGAAUGUUUCAGGAUUCCUUUCCAUGAAGCCUUUCUGGAUGAGAAAGGACUGUCUUGAACCUUUACCAACUUCAGCAUGCAGACAAUGUCUGAACUUAUUAUGCAGGGGUGAGUUCUUCCUAGCCUGAGGAGGGUAGAUGCAUGGGAAUUAGCCCAGAAACCUAUUUUAUUGCAAAUUCCCUCACUUUCUAGUGGGAUACUGAUGUUAAAGAUUUCUUUCAUUGGUAUUAGAGCAUUCUUGGGAUUAGAGGAGGUAUUUUUUUAUCUACCUUGAUAAACAACAUAUGGAGUUCUGUGGCCCAUCUGAAAAAUUACUUAAAAAAACUGUUCAAGCUUGAGAUUGUGAAAUAUCCAUCCAAAUUACAGAUCUGAGAAUUUCCUGCACAGGAUGACAAGUUUCAGCCUAUAGGCAUUAGUUUGCACAUAGACAGGAUGUAGCAUGCAUUUUUUUUACCCUGGGAACACCAGUGAGAUGUGUAAGAAUCAUAAAUGGAUCAAAGUUCAUGUUUCACCACUGAAAGAGGAAUGCCACUUCCCAGCUAAUAAAUCCAUAGUUCUGAUGUCAUUCGGUAGUUCCCUAGAGUGAAUUUUUUUUUUUUCAAAUAACCAUUAGUAGAUUUAGAUUUCAGUCUGACUUCUCUGGCACAUCUUCAUUGUUCAGUAGUUGCUGAUGCCAGAGUCCCAACCUAUCUGGCCAAGCUCUUUUUCUCUUCUCACCACCUAUGGGAAGAGUACAAAUUUAGAGGUUUAGACCAAAAGCUUACAGUUCAAUAUCUUGUCUCUCCAGUAAGAAAUGUCUAGAUUAAUUCUGCACCUGAUCUUGAUCAAUGGAAACAUUUUCAUAGUGAAUGAUGGAUAAAUGCUAGUUUUACUGGCAAAUUGGAGAAGCAAUCAAAACCAGUUUGUAUCACCAUCCUCAUCCUCUCAGAGACUUUUUGUUGUAUAAGUAGAUUUAAAAUCAGGUCUGUGUGAGAACUGAAAAUUGAUAUCAUCAUGAAUACAUUGAUAGUGUUUUCAAGUAAAUCUAACUCGCCAAAUCAGAGUACACUAACUGUAUAAAAAUAUGCAGUCUUUGUUUUUUCAUAAGCUUAUGUAAAGGUAAUGUAUCUAGAACUGCAGUGCAGAUACUAGGUAUUAUGUUAUUUGUGUUAUGAUGAGGGAUGUUACUGAAAAAAGUGUGGGCUCUCUGGGGACAUUUUUCUAUGUCAAUGUGAGGAAAGUGUAAAACAAAUUCUCAGCACUUUCUAAAUUAGUAGUUGCAUCUGCUGCCUUUCAUAUUAGGUUGCAAGCUUAUUUUGUUGGACACCUUUACAAAGUUAAAUGAAACUUAUUAUCAAGAUUGAUGUUGUCAUGUCAGUUAGGUGGUAGUCAGACUGAACAUUUCUCCAACAACACUUCUAGUGGUAGGGAAAAAGUUUUCAUUUUCCUGGCAUUGUCUUCAUAAGUAGAAAGGUUCUCAGAAUUUUGUACCUUGAGAUGAUGAGGUGGAGAGGUUAGAGGUGCUGAAAUGGUUACAAAAAUCAUAUACUCCAGCUGGAAUUUUCUUUCAACUUUUUACUUCCUAUAAGACAGAUGAUCUUUGGUUCCUCUGGGUAAGAAUUUACAUUCUUGUGUUUCUUCACAUAGCUGCAAGGAGCCACAUCUGCUGUCUUGAGUUUCUGUGCAGAACAAAUCCACCCUCUCUGAAGAGAGAGGGAGAAGAUCUAUUUUGUGUUGCAUGUACAAGGGAAAGGGAAGGUGAUGUGAGGACCCCCCUAGAUGGGUCCAUCGAUCUCUUUGUGGCCAGUUGCUUGUAGAAAAAUCAGGAGGCCAAAGUAAAGAGAGUCCACAGUCAUUUCCCCAGAACACUUCUUACAGAUCUUGUGUCAGAUUUUUCCAUCUGCCUGAAGCUCCCCAUCACACAGGCUUUUCUGUGAUGCAGUUCAUAGAGAUCAUGAACUCAGAGCAAAAAGGAAAUAGUGAUGAAGUGGUAGGGUGGUGGAUAAAUUUUGUUCUGCAUCCCUCUAGUAAAAUUUGCCAUUCAAAGACAAAAGCCUCUGCAUGGGAGAACUGCUACUAAGCCAGGACUCUCAAAGUGUGGUUUUCUUGCAGAAUCCCAAAGGAUAUUUCAUUGUUAAUUCUAGAGAGCCAAUAGUCAUUAACUGUGAUUGUGGUUUUGGCUUCUCUGCUCAUUCCCACAUUCAGUUUCAGAUCUGAGUCUGUUUUGAAGCCUGGAAACACGCCUCUGCAAACAGAAAACCAAAGCUCUUAAAACCUUGGAAAUCUUGUAUGGGAAUUGCCUGUUUUGAAGACGUCCUUGUGAUUGGGUCAUUAACAGUCCAUGGCAGUUCAUGUGUGUGCACAUGCCAUUUCACAGUGUUGUCUCCUCUUGUGCUUACAGUGUUCCCUACCAAGCCCAUCAGCAGGUUUGCUCAUGUUUAACAUUCAUCUUCCAUUUUUUCCUGUACAAAGCAAGAGUGCAAAACCAUGAUGUGCUGCACGCAUUUAAAAGUAUCAGCAGUGCGCUAAGAUGUAAACUCUGAUAACCAAUUUCACAUUGUAUAUUUCUUGCUCUGAAUAGAUCCUUCUCUCAGGCAAUUUAAACAUGAAUGGGGAAAAAAAUAGCACCCAAAACAGCUGUGUUGAAUUGCAAAUGAGUCUGAGACCUGCACGGGUUGUUGGGGCAAGAUGAAUUGCUGGACAGCUUUCUGAUUCUUCAGCUGCCACAAGCUGUCACAUGUACAUGCUUCAUGUGGACAGUCUUGUCAAGGAGACUGUAAUCCAGCAGCAGGGACAUCUUCUGACUUUUCCUCUUCUAGUCUGAGGCCACUACGUCACCUCUGCUGAGUGCUCAGAGCUCACUGAGGAGAGCUAGCUCCCUGUCCUAAUGCAGUCUCAGAGCUUCUGGCUUCCUUUAUGGAUUCUGGCGAUCUUUUGCAAAAUUGUGCAUCUGUAGUAUUGGAAAUAGCAGUGUGCUUAAAUUAGCAACAAAACAAGAAGCUAAAAAAAGCUUGUCAAACUCAGAGACAGUUGGUUCCUUUUCCUCGAGGUAAUCCAUUAUUCAUGGUGCUGUACAGGAUUGAGUGUGCCAGUGACAGGAGAGGCUAUGGAUGAAUUGAAGAUGCUGAGUGUGCAGUAGACUCAACAAGUAGGAGGUGAUCGGCUUCUGCUACUGUUAAUAAUUCCAUCAUCUUGCAUGCUAUGUUCUGCUCUUGUCAGGGUUCUGCUCUCCAAAAGAUUUCCACUUACCUUCCCUUAGCACACUGUAUGCGACAUAGUGAAUAAUUCCUAUUGUUGUUCUGAUUAGCAUGUAUUGUUGACACGGCUGCUGACAUCUAAAGAAUAACUGGGGUUAAAGGGCUGAUCUUACUCUUCUUGCAGCAAAGACAAAACAGCUAUGGUGACACAGCAGGCACUCACAUCCUUAGAGAGGGAAAAGACUGCAGUGCAAGUUAUCACUGGUGGAUUUGGGUGAAGUCAGUGCAGUAACAGCCCAUGGCAUGCUUUUAACUUUCACAAGCACCAAAUUUAUCUGUGCAGAUAGGAGUUACUCCUUAACCAUGUUAUUCAUUUGCAAUGCAUGAGCAGGCUUACAGCUAAAAUCUGUGAAGUGUUUAACCUCAUACACAUGAUUGAUCUUUUGUGGCUUGGCUGUUAAUCAUGCUUGAAAGCAAGAGAGACAGUGAAACUGAGGAAUGCAGCAAUUCAGUCACAGGCAACAGAUCAUUCACCUCUGCAGAUGCUAACUUGCUCCUGUGGCUUAGAAAGGUUGACCUCCAGUUAUCUGUGGUCCAGGUUAGUGUCACUGUGUCACUGUAGCAACAAAAUGGCCUCUAAAAACAGCAUGAGGCAUCUCAGUUUGCUUCCCUCUGGGCUGGGGUUCACAUUAGAGAGCCUAAUACAACAUGUGAUGCAAAGUGGCAACUUUGCUGGCAGCCUUAACAAAAGUAGAGGCAGAUGUUAAACCAGCUGUUUGCUCCAGGGAUUUUAGUUUCCAAAGGCAGAGUGAGGCUGAAUGUGCUUUAAUUCAGACAAAAAGAAAAGAGAGGAUUUCAGAGAAAUAAGGGUCUUCCUUGGCUAGCAAGGAUGCAGUGGAAUUAACAUGAAUCAAGAGGGACAUGCUGAUUACCUUGGCUGCAGCAGCACCUUCAGCUGUCUGUCCCUCUUUGGCAUUCCAACAAUCAAAGUUUCUUUUGAAAACUGGAGGACAGGUAAGCACUUCAGGGGCUUAUCCCCUCUGCUUUAGAAAGAGUUUGAGGCUGCCUAAUCCUUGAGUGUGCUUAACUUUCUCAGUGACCACAGACGGCAAACUUAGACUAGACAUCUGUUUUUUAAGAUGGCCAAGGUAAGGGAGACUGAUCCCACUGAAUUACAUUCUUUUCAGCCGAAGUGCUGUGGCUCAGAUCUUCUGUUGUGCUGCUUUUCAGCAUCUUGCACUGGCCAAAAUAAAUUGAAUAGAAAUAAGUGUCAGAGGGAUAGAUAAGGGUAUUCCAAGAUAAGUAAAGUGUUACCACUGUAGCCAUGGUGACUGUUGCGAACACGGGCUACUGCAGUUCUGCAAAUCCCUCCCGGUGUCUGAAGCCUUUGCACAUGAUACCAGCACUGCCAGUCACAGCUCUGGGAUGCCAUUAGGAGUGUGAUUUAGAAAAGGUUUUGAGCUUUGAGCCACCAGCCCAUAAAGCCCCUAGCAAAACCUGUGUGCCAUGUUCACCUGAACUGUAUGCCAGAAUGCCUGUAUAAGCCUUAUCCUGUAGUCAAGAUGGUAAUAACACAUAUAGAUUCUAAAGAACAGAGAGAUAGCUGCCAGGUUAUCACUAACACACAUCUUUUGUGCUUUUGUGAAUUUGUUGGCCCAGAAUUAACUUUCUGUUAGCAGAAGGUGCCACACUGAGGCACCUUCUUAUUUUCUAGAUAAUUAUUCCUUAGCAAUACUCUCUAAUGAUUACUCUUGAAGCAAUAAAUAAAGCCAUGCGAAUCUCUUCUGUGUAGGCUCCUGUACAACACCUAUCACCUUAACAAACCACUUUUCAGUGGGACAUUAAAUGGCAGAAUAACACCCUGACAUGUACUGUUUGUCCUUCCAUCCUUUCCUCAGAGAAGAACAACAUUUAAUGGAAUAACUUGAUUUUUUGAGGUGUUGUUUUUUUUUUAGUUUUCUAAAAGUGUAUGUUGCUACUCACUUAUAUAAGAGCAAAAUCAGAACUAUGGACCAGAAUUAGAAAAGAAUUUUGGAUGUAAACAGUAUUUUAAGAGACUGUCCACUAAGUAAGACUAGUCUCACAUUGUAGAAAAAACAGUAGGGGUAACAGAUGUAAGAUAUACCCAGGAAUGAUAAAUAGGAGUAAUAAACCAGGCAUGUGUAUACAAUGGAUUACUUCUGUUUUAUACACAACAAUAAAUAGAUGCUUAAACUGAUUAAUAACCACAGAGGGAAAAUACUGUUUAAUCCAUUUUGGCAUUUGUUUAUUACCAGUACAUCCCUAAGGUAUUAUUUUUUCCUUCACUAAUGAGAUUGGAACAUAACUGCUAAAUCAAUAUCAGAGUUUCUGAACUUAUUGCAAAAGAACAAGCUUAGGAAUAAAUAACCAUCAAGGAGAGAUUUUUUUAGAUGUGAGCCAUUGCAUGAGAGAACAGAUCAUAUGGAAAAGAAAAAUAAUGUACUGACAGGUAUAUUUAUUUUUUAAGUCUCUAUGGCACUUCUGUUUGAUCAAAAUCAUUCUGAAACUGUACACUGAAAGCAUGGCUUCCCAGUCUAGAAUAUUUGCAUUUCCUACAAAGAAGCAGGUAAUUUUUAAAUUCACAUUAAGGGUCAUACUUCUCAAUCCCAUUUUCUCUGCUUUUCUCUUUUUGAAAGCUGAAUCUUUGCUGAGUGAUCCUGAGGUUCUAGAUGCCUAAAUAAGUUUUGGAAAUGUGGGUUAGAAAUCCGCCCUCUAAAUUGGGUCCCACGUGCUUGUCAGUGUUUACGUGUAUAAUCAUUCCUCUCUGGAAACUGCUCGUAGGCCCUGCAAGUGUAUAAAUAAGAAACAUCUGAAGAAAGUGAAGUCUGUGUGUAAGAGAGGGCAGCUGUACAUAGAUGCGGUGCUGAUGUUAGCUUUUAUCUAUUUGGAAGCUGGAUGAUGCAGAGAUUAUUCAUACAAAGUGCAAGAAAGUGUUGCACAUAGUGUCAUGAACUCUGAGGGAGUAAGGUUGAAUUUUAGAGUCUAUAAUCCUUAAAGUUUUAGUGGAAUUGCAUGAGAAAUGCAUGAUUUUUGAUUUUUUUAUUUUAAGCAAGCGUUGCAUCUCUACUUACAGAGAAAAAUUGUGGGGGGGGGUAAAAGAAAAUCUAGAAAGUCUAAUUGCAAAAUGCAAUGAGUGUCCUGCUUUUUUGUAUUCUUUGGCUUGUCUGGAGGAAGGAAUAAGAAUUUCUCUAUGAGUUUCAAUACUGAAUGCAACACUAGAUAUGAAACAGGGCAAGUGAGGUACUUUGCCAACUGGAAAUUUGGAGGUGGUAAUAAGAAUGUCUUUUAAAAAGUAUAUAGGGAUAAAUGUUAGCACUUUUUUAAAAAAUGGAGACUGCUUUGCUCUGCAAAUGCACAUUGUUUAGAAAUACCUAAACAGAAGGAAAGCUUGGAAUACUGGUGUAUCAUAAUAAAAAGGUACAAAGUCUAUGAGACAAUCUGCAGUUGACACCCUUUCUUCAUAAACAGUCCUAUAUAUGGAGUUUUCAAAUGCAAAUUCAACCAAGAGUUGUCUCUAGUAAAUUUCCAAGGAAGUAGUAUUUUAUCCAGCAGCUUCUGCAGAAAUGUCAUGCAGAUCAUGUUGGGUAAGGCCAAAAUUUAACUCAAUUGUUUAGAGCUUAGUAAGAGAUACAGAACAUCCCAAAGCCAAGCUUUUAAUGAGCUUACUGACAGGACAGCAUUGUGCCUUUUACUGAGGUCUAAACAAAACCCAUUCUAGAUAAAACUCCCAUCCUAAUACAUGACAUUUAUAUUGCCUUGAUGAAAAUGCUGAAAUUCACUAAGUUGCAGACAUUAAUGUCUUUGAUGCUAGAAUAUUCCUUAUUAUUCUUAUGUGUCACUGUGGCCAAGUUGCACUGGGGUCCUCUAUAGAACCAAGGGUUUGGGGAGUUGUUGUGAAUAUGAGUGAAAUUCAGCUGAUCUGCAUUUAAGCAUCUAAAACUUAUGUCUGGUCUGAGCUAGUCACAUCAGUUCCCUCUACAGUCAGUGCAGACAUCCUGGCAUUUCAAAGACUGAGCUGUCCUGGAGAAAGUCUUAGGGAUGAGAUAAACCACUGCUUUAGCUAUGCUCUUCUCUUUCCUCCCCAGUGACCACUGUGUGGAGGUGGAGGAUUGGUUCAGAUUAGCUGCUGUGCUGCAGGUGAGAUAAAUUCCACUGCUCUUAAGAAUGAGAAGAUGUAAAGAAUAGAACAUAAAUACAUAUGGAGACAGAGACAGUGGGGCAAGGGCCAGGCUUCAGCCUGAGAUUCAAAGGGAUGUGACAAUAAAAUUAUUAAUGUAUAAGAUUUUAGAAGUCUGGCUUGGGAGUUUAUUUUAGUUAUAAGAACAUUCCUUUCAACUUAAAACUAACAAUCUGUGAUUGUUGCUAACUCCCCACUUUUGCUCUAAGAUAGCACUAGUGUAUUAUCUGAUGUAUUCACCAAGAGCCAUCUCUCCAAACCAUCAUGUUGUUUACUGCUCGAUUCCUUCUUGGAGUAGCUACUUAGUAAAUUCAUCCAUCCAUCCCAGAAAUGUAUAUAUUUUUUUUAACGUUGAAAUGAUAAAUUUUCCUCACCAAUUUUUUUUUGUUUUGUUUUCUUGAAACAGUAUGUAAGUCACUGUCUGCAAUCACUUGGGAAAAAAAGGGGAGCAGAGGGUGAGGUGCUGGCUGGACAUUCUCUCACUAUGAUUGUAGUUCCUAAAGUUUCUAUCUGACCCCUCCUGAAUCGUGCUUGUGUUGUGAUGCACUUGGCAUACCCAGAUUCUCUGACAGGAACUGUGUCAGGCUCUGAACCGGAGAGGAGUGGGAAGAACCAGGGCUGCCACUCUGCCACACUGCUCCCAUACGUCUCCCUUCUGUUUGCAAUUUCCAUUCUGAUCCUCAGACAUCUCUGGUGAUUUUCACUGCACUCGUGGUCCGUGGGAAAGUUCCUCUUGAGAGGAAUCAGUAGUAUGCAGUCCUCAACACUGUGAUCUGUUGCUCUCCAGAGAAAAGGAUUAGAAGUGGUAUUGUCCUCAAGAGCUGAGAAAACUUGCAGAUUUUCCAUGUACAGUAAACAGUUUCUAUAAUUACCAGGAAAACAAAACAGAGAGGCAGAGCUGUGCAGCAGGGCCAGCCCAUCUCAUACACACUGCUGUGAUAAUGAAAUCCAAACCCUGAGGAAUUGCAGGCGCAUUAUUCUUACUUGCUUUAAAGGUCAGCUAAGAGGCUGAUCUCUCAAAUGGGCUCAUAGCUCUGAGACAAUGUAACACUAGUAAUUUCUUCCAAAAAUUGCAGUUGUCAGAGAAACUGGAUUAGUAGCUCAUGGAGCUAAAAAUAGACACUAUGGGCUUGCCAGAGAGGGGUGAAAUCAGUGACAGAGGUGAAGGUACAUCAAAAUAUCAUAACUUCUGGAGAAAAAGCAACAAAGAAUGCUCAACUGAAAGCAAGUUAGCCAUAAAAUUACAUUAAAAAGAAUUGUAAUCACAAAGAAGAAGAAUGACGAGGUUCAGUCUUAAUCCUGUUUUAUUCACCUUCUAAGUCCACCUUGCAGUUUCUGUUUUAUCUGCUGAAUCACUUUGGCCACAGUCUCUCCAAAGUUAAGUGCCACAAAUUAAGCACUGAAAGUCAUGUUAGAGCCAUUAUUUGAAUACUGAAAAAGAAAUUUUUGGUUUGAUGUUUCCAUCUUCUUCACAGGAGGGAGGAGGAUAUAAUUUAUUGCUAAAUUUAUUCAAAUGAAAAAUAAAAGCUAAACUCCCAAAACCCAAAUCUAAUAACAGAGCUACAAUGAAAGAAAAUUUCUAAACCUCAGCAAAUCUUUACUAAAAAGUGGGUAAUUAUUUUUCAUUGCCUCAAACAUUUUUGUUUGAGGCAAUUUGCUGCCGUAGAGUUGUAUCUUUCAGCUUUUCCCUUUAAUUUCAGUGUUGCCAAAGUAAAAUCUGAGGGCUAAUUCCUAUCUAAGGUGGUCACAAACAUCUGUAGUAACAGAGCCAGACAUAUGUAAAGGUAACUUGGAUUAUUGUACAAAGAUGGCUUUCACCUGAGUUCAUGAUGCUCAGUUCUGGGAGUGGGAAUUUUAGGAAGGGUUAUGAACCACCCAUUGCUGGUGUGUAAUUUACAGAGAGCAGACCAAAGGGACAGAACUGUUUAGCAGAGUGCAGUUUUAAUUUCAGCUUUAUGAAUGCUGAGAAUUGCUGCUUGUCUUGUUUCAAUCUUCUCUGUUCUGGAUUUUAAAGAAUUCACUUCUGUGCCAUGAUUUUGGAACUUCAUAUUGCUUCUUGCUUGGAUUUAACAAACUAAACAAAACAAACCACUUCUUUAUUCUUAAUUCUUCUUCAAUUACUUAUUUUCUGCAGCAGGGCAAUUCCACUACACUGUGUAUGACCUGAAGGAGCAGCAAUCCACUGCAGACAGGGAACCUCAGCCUGUUUGGUCAAGGUGAAAAAUUCUUCAAGGUACAGGCUGGGUCUCAGCUGAAGACAGGGUUGGCAGUAGUUGUAUGCAGUUUCUACUAUGACUUAAGUAAUUAUCUUAAUUGUAUAUUCACCUAUGCAUAGCUCAGGAAUAACCUUCACCACUUUCUUUACAAACUCUUUCUGUAGUGUGUGUCUUUUCUGCACACCUGUUAUAUAGUCUCUGCAUUUCAGAUCUGAGGCACUGGCAAGUGUAGGGUAUAAAUAAUAACUUAUGUCAGCAAAGCAAAUCACUGUGGAAAAUACUUGUAAGGCAUUUAUGCUCGUUGUCUUUUGGAUGUCUUAUAAAGUUCUUUGCAAAUUUUUGUUCUUGCAGAAGUCCUCAUUGUAAAAGAGGUGAAGAGUAAUCUUGAUUUUGGGAUUUAAUUAGCAUCAGUGCCAUUUAUCUGGCACUCAGUGUGUCCCAUUAUUACCAAGGUGUUAAGGUUCAGUGGUGGAACAGAAAUGUCAGGACAAGCAGCACCAGCGGUUAUCUGCAUCACAUGUCCUACACAUUAUCUACACAUUCCAUGGCAUACUUUGAAUUUUAUAGAACAUGAUAUGACUGCUUAAAUUUGUAGAAAUAUAGUUAGGGAUAAAUAAUACAAAAUACAUGGACAUUGUCUGAUAGCUAUCUUGAGAUAUUAUGGCUAUAUUGUCACCUACUCUUGGGAUUACUCUAAACCAAAUCAUGCACCUUUAGCAUCCAUCCUUACUUCAGUGAAAAGCAUGGCCCUCUUCAUCCCUUUACUUUUUAAACUUCAGCUUCUUCAAAGCCCAGAGAUUAAUGACACAAGUAUUUUCCAGCAAAGUAUUAUAAGAGAACAGUAACUGUUUGUUUUUCCCUGAAUAUGCUGUGCUCCACUGUUAGGACUGACUACAUUCCUGCUUGAAAUAAAUUUCCCAGUUUACUAAAAUUUGCUAAAGUUCUUCUUUGCAGGAUCCCACAGUGCUUUGAAGAGGCUGUGUGUAUCCUGUUUGUGCAAGUCACAGGUGCAACACAUAAAUAUUAAGACGUUCUCAGAUCACCAUCCUGGAGAGUCCAACCAAUUAUUUCGCAGCCACAAAUAAUCCUCUUACUCUCUUUGCCACUUUGCUUUGCCUCUAUAGCCAAUCUUAGAGAGGGAACUGAAUGCUGCUAAAAAUAAUCUACUGGUUUAUAUUUAUAUAUUUCAGUGGGAUUAGUUUGUAAUAAACAGAAACUUUUGCAAAACAAGCUUGUAUUAUUGGCAUGAAAUUCACAGCCUGGACCUACCAAGUCGUAGUUCAGUCUCUUCCCAAAGCCUUUGAUAACAAAUUGAACUUUGCACGCAGUUUCUCACGUAGAAGAAGAGAUAACAAUUUUCCAGUUGUCUGUGACUGUGAUUCUGAUUCUCCCUUCUAAUCAGGAGUCAUGGAAUUCAAGAAAGUGUGAAUGGAAAAUAAUUUCUAGUACUUCAUUAAACAAUUUUUCCAGAAACCAGCUGAAAUUGGUGAUUUAACUGGUGAUUCAUUCAGGCCCUUCUUCAUUUCCUCUGAAAGGAGUGCUAGAGGACAAUUUGCUGCCAUAGAGUUGUAUCUUUCAGCUUUUCCCUUUAAUUUCAGUGUUGCCAAAGUAAAAUCUGAGGGCUAAUUCCUAUCUAAGGUGGUCACAAACAUCUGUAGUAACAGAGCCAGACAUAUGUAAAGGUAACUUGGAUUAUUGUACGAAGAUGGCUUUCACCUGAGUUCAUGAUGCUCAGUUCUGGGAGUGGGAAUUUUAGGAAGGGUUAUGAACCACCCAUUGCUGGUGUGUAAUUUACAGAGAGCAGACCAAAGGGACAGAACUGUUUAGCAGAGUGCAGUUUUAAUUUCAGCUUUAUGAAUUCUGAGAAUUGCUGCUUGUCUUGUUUCAAUCUUCUCUGUUCUGGAUGCUGGAUAAAAGUAUUUGGUCCUCCUAAAAUAUGAAGACUGACCACCUCCAAGGCUGCACUCCUGUGGAAAUGGACAAAUAUCCAUCCCCUGGGUGCAAAGGCUUUUUGUGUAGUUCUGUAAUACUGUUGUAGUGUUGUCUUACAGAGCUUAUCUUAAGAGACUUGUACAAGCAUUCUGCACUAAUAAGAUUACAACCUUGCACUAUCAACAAUGGUUGCUUAGCAUUAAAAUAAUCUUGGAUGCCAUUAAAGAGUACUGGAGUUCUGUCAGGGUUUAGAGCACUGAGAUGUUUGUGAACCUGAACAUGUUUGUAUGAAAUUUCUCACAGACAAAGGAUAAUCUAAUUAAUGACAGUAUUUCCAUUUUAGUAAUACACAGAGGAGGUAAGGCAGUGUCCCUAGAGACUUUUGUCAACUUAAUGAUUAAGAGAUUAAUUUUAGUACUCUGUAAAUCUGAACAUUAUUUUAAAACAUCGGCCUGCAAUCAAUUGGGAAGGGAUGGGGUGGGUUAGAUUUUUGCUGUCAGGGGGAAUGAACAGAAAAGCUCAGAAAGCAUAAGCCAGGAUCUUCCCACACUGAAAUCAAGGGAUUAAUUGCAAAAUUGCAUCUGAUUACUUGUCCUGUAACUAGCUGUUCAGCAAAGGAAUCCGCCUGCCAACAGAAGCAGAGUCUAUACAAACUAUCAUAUGCUGCAUUUAAAUUUUUUUAUUGGGAUUUGUUUGGCAGACUUAGGGGUCUGGAAGUUCCAGUAAGUACCUCUGGUUGAAAGUUGCUAUUUCAGUUAUGAUUGCUUCCCCAAACCAACUGAAUUUAUUACUAACCAAAGACUUACCUACUUGAAAGAAAAACAAAACAAAAACAAACCAGUAAAUUUGGUUCUGUCAUUUGUGUCUUUUUUUUGACUGUGAGCAGUUGAAGUGCAUGAUGUAUGUACUAACCAGGCCUGUGCUGUGGCAUUGAACAAGUUAUUCAGGGCUGCAGCACCAGUAUAACACAUUCAGAAUUCAGUAUUAAUCCCUCCAUGGGAACAUGAGUCUAUGUAAAAACUUGAUGUGCCAUAUGUGUAGGCCAUGGGAAAAAUGUGUGUGCAGUGAACUAUAUACGGUCUUAAAAGCUUUAACAUUUGUACUGCUCUUCCUAUAACAGAAUGUGUGUCUUGAUAGCUGUUGAUCCUAUGAGCUUCUGAAAAAAAAAAGUAAUCUAAAGUUUAUUCUUCUUGUCUUAAAAUUACUGUUUUGUGUCUAACUGUUUACACAGACCUGCAUACAGCAAAUGGUCUUUCUCUGUGUUUUGCUGGGAAGUGGAAAAGCAGAUGCCAUUUGUAAAUCUUGCAGGCUUAGAGAGAUCAGUGAAUGCCUUUCCUGAAUCUCCUCCUGAUAAGCCACUUCCAUUUACUAGCAAAUGCAAACAGUGCCAAUAGCCUGGGCCUUCUUUAAAGGAAACAAAACAGCCUUGUUCUGUUCCACGUCUACUGAUACUUCUUAUUUUAAUCCUUCUGCCUCAUUUUGAGUAGGCUUUGGUGAUACAAUUCUUCCAAAGUGUAACUGAGGACAGUUUGCCUUUUUUACCCCUCUUUUUUCAAAGCCACUGAAGGCCUCAAACAAGAAGAAGAAACUUUACAAAACUCAUGCAGGUAUGUUGUUAACAGGUAGCAGAAGGACAAAACAGCCUUCUCAGAGUACCCCAGACUAUCUUUUAACAGUGUGCCUGCACUGUGUUGUGACUUGACAUCUUGCUUUCAUAAUGUGACCUGGUAUUAAUGGUGUUUGUUGCAAUGAGGUCCUUUUAGUUUGUCCUAAAAGAUUUUACUUGUUUGUUACCAUAUUAGAAACAUAAUGUACACUCUAUAAGAAAAGCAAUAUACAAUAUACUAUACAUCUUCUAUUUCAAUGCCUCCAGUUUUAGGCUAGUAUUCAUAUCAGUGUUUAUAAUCAAAAUACAGGUUUUCUCGUUCUUCGCAGGACCAAGCAAAGUUUUGCCUUGUCUAAAUACUAACAGUAACAUUUCUAUUCAACAAAUACUCUUUUCUCAUGCUUCUAGUUUUCUUGUGGUGGGCUCCAUCCUCCUGAUUCCCCAUUAAUACACUUGAAAGGGAAAAGCAAUGAGCUAUUUCAGUGCAUGACCUUUGCACAGUACCUGAUUCAUAAAGAUAAAUAGAUCCAAAAUUUCAUUUAUGAGUUAGUAGUGAUCAGCAAAACAACAAAAAUCCUUUGAAGUUCAGCUGAGGAAAUUCUGAAGUUCUUGCAUUGCUUAUUCAGUUUUGCAGUUUCUUGAGUCAUUAUAAUGGAUAUAUUUGAUGAAGCCUUUGCCAUAGACACUGGCAUCUUCACAGAAAUUGUUCUAAUUUCUGCUUCCAGUUAUAUGUGAAAGUGUACUGUAAAGAAAUUAUUUGGAUUUUUAAAAAAAUCAUGCAAGUUUUCUUCACAUCAGUUCUUACUUUAUUUGACCUCAUCUUCUGGUAGGUAGCUAACUUUAAUUAAUUCUUUUCAUAAUAGUAGUACAGUGUCCAUAAAAAUGUUUAUCCAGUGAAACCUCACUCAAAAAUAUUUUGAUCCUGAUUGUGACCAGGAUGCUUUAUUUCAGAGCUAAGCCACUGAAGAGGUGAUCAAAAAAGACAGAAUAUUAGGACAAAUCAAGAAAUUUUUGUGUAUAUGGUGGGAAAGUAAUUGAGUUGGUUUUUUUUUCUCAUUAAAAUUUGCUUAUACACAUUACAGCUGCUCAUAAAAUAUUUAUUUCUUCCUUCACUGCCUUUCUUUUGAAGUCAAAAGAUCUCCAAAGCAAAAAAAGUUACCUGACUUUGUACAAAUUACAUAGCAAAUGCAAUCCAGACAGCAAAUCCACCCAGACUUUAGUAGUCCCAAUGGUAGCUAAUUCACUGGAAGUCAUUGACAGAGUUUGUUCUUCUGAACAUUGUAAUAACACAGUGUGAAAUGCACUGGUUCACUCACAUUGUUGGCUGCUCAAGAUACCACCCAGACUGUAUUUAUUAUUCUUCUCUCAUUGCUUGGAAAGGAGUAAAAAGAAAAAAAAAGGAGAAAAAAACUUAAGUCUGUCUCUGCCUUACUUGAGUUCUCAUAUGUGCAGACUGCAUCUGGUAGUAUGCUGCAGAUGUGCUUUCCCAUGGCAGAGAAGAUGGUUUAUCUCUUUUGUGGUGCCUUUUUUUUUCCCUGUCUGGAAUUUUUUGACAUCUCUUCAACCAUGUCAGUAGCUUUUUUUGGGCUGCUCAACGCCUGGAAAUCCUGCAUGAAAGGCAUCACUAAACAAGUGCAGAACAAUUCUGUAUCUCAGGUGAGAAGUUUUGUAGGUAUAUUUUAGGUUUGUUGCUAGGGACAGACCAACUUUCCAAGUUCAGUGGGCUCACCUUAUGCUGUAGAGCUGAUGUGUAAAGGCACAAAACAUGUUGACACGUUGCUCAGCUAAUGCAGACACAUGGUCAAUGCAGUUCAGCAUGGCAAAUCCUGAGAAUAUGGAAUUUGCAGCAACUGGAAUUUCAGUUGUUUGCAGGAAUACAUGAUAUGUACCACCUACUCUCUCUUGUGUCAUGAGAACUAUAUAGAAAUAUAGGAAAAUAAGAAGGAAAGGAAAAAAGAAACAAAUGAGGGCAAUUGUGAGGCAGAGCUCAUUUAUCAAAUUUCACAUUCCAGAGGCAAACUAAAACCAUUCAAAUUCAGUGGUCAGUGCUGAUCAGCCAUCUCAUAGGAGUUCCAUCUCAGUUUCCAUAGGUAAAUUUUAUACUGAGCAGCUAUAAUACUGCCACGGGGCAGGAGGUGUUUGACUUCUCAAUAACCACUAAAAGAUUGGUUAAAGAUUGGUUGCUGGAGUGCUCAAUACCCACACACCCUGCUGGGUCUUGGCAAGUCGGAUUCAAUUUCCAGGUUUCCAAGGUUUUGUGGUGGGAACUUUGAAUGUUCUUGUGAAUCAGGACUGACUAGGGGUGGUCCUAAGCCUUCACAAACACACGUCCAGGACCAGUUUUACACACAUCCUACACACAUGCCUACGUAUUUUAUGAAUCAGGUCUGUGAUCAAUGUUUUGAACAGUUAACUGCAGUUUCAUGGGGUUAUUCUCUCUUCGGUUUGCACUGUAAAUAAUACUGUACAUCUGCUAUUUUAUGAUACAAAUGCCAUGUGAGUUGCUUAUUUUUAAAAUGUUAUAUAGCUCUGUUAUGAUUUAUUUGCGAUGCCAUAUUACAGUAUUGGUUUAAUAUACAAUGUAUCUCAAUGGCAUGAGUGAAAAUGCUUAUAUUUUGCAAUGUCAAAUAUUUUAUUUUUGUUUUUUAAAAUGAAUACAUUUCAUCCUAUGCAGUUCCAUAAAUGUUUCUUAAGUGGCUCAUUAUGUCCGAAAAUAUUGCUUCCUCUGCAGUAGUGCAAGCAUAAGAGCUAGUAUUCCUGAUCAAAAUUAUCAGAUAUAUCAUCUAGCAAUUUCAGAUUAGAAAUGUAUGUACAAAUAUGUAAGCAUUUAUAGUUAAUCAGAACAUCUACUAUAUCUUCCUUGCUUUUCAUAUAAUGAUACAUUUUAAUAAUUUUGUAUUCUUUUUAUUUGUAUUUGUGAUUCAUACACAGUGUAAAUAACAUGUUUCAUUAUGCAAGUUUUCUAGGUAUUCAAGACUACAAAAAGGUUUGUAUAUGAAAAGAAAUUGAAAGUAGAUUGGAGUGACAUAAAAUAAAGUGGUGAUGACUAUGUUCUAUUUAUACUGUUCAUUUCCAAGAUGUCUGUUAAAGAAAAAACAUUUUAUUUGCCCUUUAAUGUCCAACCAGUUAUUUGAAGUAUAUUUACAUCAAUAAAUCAUGCAAAAGUCUAUU